This is a messenger RNA of Seriola dumerili (greater amberjack), 2251 nucleotides long. RefSeq names its product zinc finger protein 395-like (gene znf395b). The record is from RefSeq and is a predicted model, not a curated record. NCBI's taxonomy places the organism in Eukaryota, Metazoa, Chordata, Actinopteri, Carangiformes, Carangidae. Bases 152 to 1486 code for a protein of 444 amino acids. Gene Ontology annotation, biological process: regulation of transcription by RNA polymerase II. The transcript has 10 exons. Gene Ontology annotation, molecular function: DNA-binding transcription factor activity; RNA polymerase II cis-regulatory region sequence-specific DNA binding. Gene Ontology annotation, cellular component: nucleus.
CGGCAGACUGAAGAGCCGGCGAGCGGCGGGACAACCAGGCAGCUACACGACCCCGCUGCUGCAGCUCCGACGGGACGGACAGGACAGAGGUCUUCACCGACCGAGAAGGAGUGACACUGUGCCGGGUCCCCUCAUUGUGUGCAGCAGCACCAUGGCAGCUAUGGGGCCUGAGUACAGAGCUGGAGCAGGGUCAGGCGUGACGACAGCGUGUCCGUCCGGACUACAGACCUGCAUCUCUGCAACGACGCACAACAACGACAUUCAGCACACUGUUGUGUAUACACAGAGCUGUGUGCAGACUGAGAACGCUUUCAUAGAGAGUGGGCAUCACAAGAACAAAACAUCCGUUCACCUGCAGAGGGAGGCUGAGCGAGGCUGGAGCAACCUGGCCGCUCCCUUGCAAAAUGUGGGACCCACAGUGCACCUUGGCAGAGCGUCGACUACUCGAGAAGCACCAUACAGCUUCCGCAGCCCAGAGUCAGUGGAGAUGGACGAGAUCAUGGCCGCCAUGGUUCUGACCAGCCUGUCCUGUAGCCCCGUGAUCCAGAGUCCUGCACAGACAGAUCCAGGACCAGCUGGCUCAUCAUCGUCAGCUGACAUGGAGUGUGGUGGCGGCGAGCUGUCCGACAGCGGCAGCAGCGGCUACUGGAGCUGGGACCACGGUAACGUGAGCCCCACCCCCUCGCCGUCCGUCACCGAGAUGGACAGCAGCCCCGAUGACGGCCUACACAUGGAGCUGGAGCAGGGAGAGGAGCUUAAUGCCAAAAAGCCAAAGAGCUCUUUCAGAGGCGUGUACAAGUGUCUGUGGCCCAGUUGUGGCAAGGUGCUCACAUCUUCAGUCGGAAUAAAACGACACAUCCGCGUGCUACAUCUGGGCAGUGGAUCAGAUCAGUCCCAGAGGGAGGAGGACUUCUACUACACCAAGAUCUCCUGUGAGACCGUGGAUGCCAACUCCGCUCCAGCUCCUUCCCAGCAGGCUCUGGGCCAGGCCUCGUCCUCUCAUCUCAGCUGGGCCUCCUGUGGUUCUCCCCCAGCCUCAGGGCUCCAGAUCCCCCCGGCACACAGGCCCAGAUCCAACUCCAGCUCCGGGCCGGGCCCGAGCAGGCCCAGUCCACUCAGCCAGUCAGCCCCCAGCAGCUUCUGGCAGAUCCACUCAGAGCAUCUCUAUCAGGCCUGUAGCCCCAUCCAGGUAUCUGUGGCCCCCAGAAGCCCUGGCUGCCAAGGCUGGACGCCCGCCACCUCUGUCUCCAGCCACAGUAACACUCCGAUGGUGAAGCCUCGCUGCCGGUCUGUCAGCGUUGGGGAACAGUGGCUCCAACAGAACAGGCUGCAGACUAUGAGCGCGUCGCCCUCUCGCACUCACUGCUCCUUCAGGAAGGGUCGCGGGGAGGCCAAGAAAUGCCGCAAGGUGUACGGGGUGGAGCGCAAGGAUCAGUGGUGCACCGCCUGCCGCUGGAAAAAAGCCUGCCAGCGCUUCCCUGACUAAAAACAGUUGUGUGAUGAUGAGAGAGGGAGCGUGAGAGACAAAGAGGUGGCCGGUUGGAUAAGUGAUAAAAGAGACUUUUAUCAAAAAGAGGAGAUAAAUCAGGGCCUGAGAGCCAUCAAGAAAAACAACAGUUCUUUUAUUACAUGUGUCUUUUUUUACUUUCAGCCUGUUUUGUUUUUUUCCUAAAGGAAUGCAAAAUGAGUUUUCUGUAUCUUUGUAACUUGAUCCUGAGGACUGAAGUCUGCGAUGGUGCCAACCGUUGACUGACUUUGACCAUGUGAUGUGCUAAGCCUACAAUACUCUCCUACUUUAUCCAAAGGUCAUAUUACUGCCCCUGUAGCUCCACUUUAUUAGACUGCUACUUGGCUGUUUUCUUUAUUCCAACCCUCUCUUCCAGUGGUUACACAGUGGUUAUGAUGUACAUUAUAUUGUGUGCUUUGAGUUACAUACAAGUAUUUUAUACCUUUUUUUUAUCGUCUUGUUCAGCCCAUGUAUUGGGCAGAUUAUUUUUUGGAAUAUUCAUGUUUUUUGGCACUUUGUUGGAAUAUAAACUCACAAGAAUAAGCUAUAUUUGGUUUGACUCAACCAAGUUCCUUCCAUGAAAUGAAAUGGAUUUCCUUCCUGCCCGUGUUGUUGGCAUACGACCAGUGUUGUAAGGUUUUACCCAUGAAGCUAUGGAGUCAUAGUGAUGGGACUAGCAUUAGGAGAAAAAGUUUGUAAUAGCAAUAAAAAAGAGGAAAUAUAUUGUCAGACACAUUAAAAAGC